Brienomyrus brachyistius is the source of this 2663-nucleotide messenger RNA. RefSeq names its product heat shock protein HSP 90-alpha 1-like. Bases 221 to 2395 code for a protein of 724 amino acids. Gene Ontology annotation, cellular component: nucleus; plasma membrane; perinuclear region of cytoplasm. Gene Ontology annotation, biological process: cellular response to heat; protein folding; protein stabilization. The record is from RefSeq and is a predicted model, not a curated record. Gene Ontology annotation, molecular function: ATP hydrolysis activity; ATP binding; ATP-dependent protein folding chaperone. Lineage: Eukaryota; Metazoa; Chordata; Actinopteri; Osteoglossiformes; Mormyridae. The transcript has 11 exons.
AAGGGCAGCUACACUUCUGUCCUCCUUCAGUUCACAGUUGUUUUCUUUAGGCUUCUCUUCCUUCUGGAACUCUCUGCAUGGGAGUUACUAGAAGGUCCAUCAAGUAUAAAACAAGCGGCGGUGGACUGCAGGAUUCAGAAGAUUCUACAAACUGCAUCAAGUGAGAAACAGAGAAACAACCAGUGAACACAUAUCAACUCUUCCAGCACACUCUGCAAAGAUGCCAGAGAAAGCCAACCAACCCAUGGAGGAGGAGGUGGAGACCUUUGCCUUCCAAGCAGAGAUUGCCCAGCUGAUGUCCUUGAUUAUCAAUACCUUUUAUUCUAACAAAGAGAUCUUCCUAAGGGAGCUUAUCUCCAACUCGUCAGAUGCUCUUGACAAGAUCAGAUAUGAAAGUCUGACUGAUCCUUCCAGAUUAGAGUCUUGUAAAGACCUGAAGAUUGACAUAAUCCCUGACCAAGUAGCACGUACACUGACUAUAGUAGACACUGGUAUUGGGAUGACCAAGGCUGACUUGAUCAACAACCUGGGUACGAUUGCCAAGUCAGGAACCAAGGCCUUCAUGGAAGCCCUGCAGGCUGGAGCUGACAUCUCCAUGAUUGGCCAGUUUGGUGUGGGCUUCUACUCUGCUUACCUGGUGGCAGAGAAAGUAACUGUCAUCACCAAACACAACGAUGAUGAGCAGUAUACGUGGGAAUCGGCAGCGGGCGGCUCCUUCACUGUGAGACCUGACAACAGUCAGCCUCUUGGUCGUGGGACCAAGGUUAUACUCCACCUGAAGGAAGAUCAGAUCGAGUACACAGAAGAGAAGCGUAUCAAGGAGACUGUGAAGAAACACUCACAGUUCAUUGGCUACCCAAUAACUCUUUAUGUGGAGAAGCAGCGUGAGAAGGAGGUAGAUUUGGAUGAGGGAGAGGCUGCUGAGGAAGUGAAGGACACAGCAGAAGCAGAGAAGGAUAAGCCUCAGAUCGAGGAUGUUGGCCCGGAUGAGGAUGAAGAUACAAACCAGUCAAAAAAUAAGAGGAAGAAGAAGGUAAAAGAAAAGUACAUUGAUGCACAGGAGCUAAAUAAGACUAAGCCCAUCUGGACACGCAACCCGGAUGACAUCACCAAUGAGGAAUAUGGUGAAUUUUACAAGAGCUUAACUAAUGAUUGGGAGGACCAUUUGGCUGUCAAGCACUUCUCAGUGGAGGGCCAGUUGGAGUUCCGUGCCCUUUUAUUUGUGCCUAGAAGGGCUGCCUUUGAUCUGUUUGAGAAUCGCAAGAAGAGAAACAACAUCAAGCUCUAUGUACGCAGAGUCUUCAUUAUGGACAACUGUGAAGAGCUAAUACCUGAAUAUCUCAAUUUCAUCAAAGGUGUGGUGGAUUCUGAGGACCUUCCACUGAAUAUCUCAAGAGAGAUGCUGCAACAGAGCAAGAUCUUGAAGGUCAUCCGUAAAAACCUGGUGAAGAAGUGCUUAGAGCUGUUUACUGAGCUCUCAGAGAACAAGGACAACUACAAGAAGUUCUAUGAACAGUUCUCCAAGAAUAUCAAGCUGGGCAUCCAUGAAGACUCCCAAAACCGCAAGAAGCUGUCUGAACUAUUGCAUUAUUACACAUCCAGUUCAGCUGAUGAGAUGGUAUCCCUGAAAGAGUAUGUGUCCCGUAUGAAGGAAAACCAGAAGCACAUCUACUAUAUCACAGGUGAGACCAAAGAUCAGGUGGCCAACUCUGCCUUCGUUGAACGGCUUCGUAAGGCUGGCCUUGAAGUUGUCUACAUGAUUGAGCCCAUUGAUGAGUACUGCGUCCAGCAACUUAAGGAAUAUGAUGGGAAGAAUUUAGUGUCUGUCACCAAAGAGGGCCUAGAACUACCUGAAGAUGAUGAGGAGAAGAAGAAGCAGGAGGAGCUCAAGUCCAAAUUUGAGAACCUCUGCAAGAUUAUGAAAGACAUUUUGGACAAGAAAAUUGAGAAGGUUGCAGUGUCAAAUCGUUUGGUAGCCUCACCAUGCUGCAUUGUUACUAGCACGUAUGGCUGGACUGCCAACAUGGAGAGGAUCAUGAAGUCCCAAGCCCUGCGUGAUAACUCCACCAUGGGCUACAUGACAGCUAAGAAGCAUCUGGAGGUCAACCCUGAGCACCCCAUUAUUGAGACACUCAGGCAGAAGGCUGAGGCUGACAAGAAUGAGAAAGCUGUAAAAGAUUUGGUGAUCCUGCUCUUCGAGACUGCCCUGCUGUCAUCUGGGUUCACACUGGAUGACCCACAGACCCAUGCAAACCGUAUCUACAGAAUGAUCAAACUGGGCCUGGGAAUAGAUGAAGAGGAUACACAUAUUGAAGAUGUCAGUCAGCCCAGUGAUGAGGACAUGCCUGUCCUGGAGGGUGACGAUGACACUUCCCGAAUGGAAGAAGUCGAUUAAGUAGCUGGCAAUGAAAGGCAAAGCAUGAUCCUUAAAUAAAUGUGAUUUAUUUUUCAGAUAUUUUAAAAGAUAUAAAUAUUACUUGUCUUAUCAGAAAAAUUAAAUGUAGAAUUCGCACAAUGCAUACAUACUUGAACGAAUGAAAGCAUACGUAUGUCUUUUUGGAGAUUAUGAAGUUCUACAGCUAUAUUUUUGCAUUCUUCGAUUCUUUUUCUUUUUUAAAUUAUGGAAUGGUUAUGAUUUACAAUAAAAUAAUGAUUAAGCCAAA